This is a messenger RNA of Batrachochytrium dendrobatidis JAM81, 3003 nucleotides long. RefSeq lists its product as uncharacterized. Gene Ontology annotation, biological process: 7-methylguanosine mRNA capping. Lineage: Eukaryota; Fungi; Chytridiomycota; Chytridiomycetes; Rhizophydiales. Gene Ontology annotation, molecular function: ATP binding; mRNA guanylyltransferase activity. The coding region runs from base 1 to 2988 and encodes 995 amino acids. The transcript has 11 exons. The record is from RefSeq and is a predicted model, not a curated record.
AUGCUGUCGAUUCUGGGUCUUCCUGUAGACCCUACCUAUGCAACAGAACUCCGUGCGAGGAUAAAGGCACUUGUGGGCUGCAAGUCAGAUGGCUUUCCUGGCGCUGUUUCUUUACAUCUCACACAAGUUCGUCUGAAAAUCCUUGAAGAAAACGAUUACUUUGUGUGUGAGCGAGGUCGAGGCUCUCGUGUACUCGUUCUUCUUUUGGUCACUCCAAGCGGCCCUGCUGCAUUUAUUAUGGACAAGGGUUGCAAUCUGUAUUAUAACGAGAUCCACUUUCCUCAUGGAAAUAAUCAUCAGGCAUUUCUUCACGAUACUAUCAUGGAUGGCGAGAUGGUUUUACUUCAAAACCAACCAGCAGAUAAAUCUCAAUUUAAAUUUGUUGCUCGUGAUCUCAUCUCAAUUAGUGGGAUAAACGUCACUCUUCGAUCUCUUAGCACUCGAGUCGGGAUUUUACAGCAAGACAUUAUUAAACCACAUCAUCAAUUUUUACAAAAGUUUCCUGAACUGGCAGCCAAAACUCCUUUUGCAGUUGAGAUUUGUCGACAUGAGCGUUCUUAUGGCCUUGGCAUUAUUCUUGGCAAUAUUUCUCGUGAUAAGUUGCCUAGCACUGGCCUAUUAUUUACUCCAGUUCGCGCUGCAUAUUCUCCUGGGCAAGAGACACAAGAAGUGGGACUAUUAAAAUGGAUUUUUCCUAAUGCACACAAAGCAUGUUUUAAAGUUCGGGUGGUAUUUGAUAAGGAGCGCAAACCUCACUACCAUUUAUUGAUUGGCGAUCAUGGGAGUCAUAAAUAUGCAGAUGAUUUGAGUUUACCAUUAGAUGUCGCACAACUAUGGAAGAGUCCAUCACCUGAUGGGCGAAUUGUAGAGUGCACAUAUGACCCAGUUUGGAAGACAUAUAUGUUUGAAAAUGGAUAUGCGGGCGAUGUGCGAAUAGGUGGAUGGCGGUUUAUUCGAUUUAGGGACGAUAAACGUGUUGCUGAUGAAGAGUCCAAACUAAAAGAGACAAUGGAGGCUAUAAAAUACUGCAUUACUCGAGAAGUGCUGGACUCUCAUGUCGAGGCAAUACGAGCACAGUGGAAGGCAAGAGAACGGCGCGCCCAUCAGGCUGCACAUCCAGAUCAAAGACCUACAGAAGAUGCACUGACACACACCCAAUCAUCUUUGGCUCCAACAAGUGCAACGGCUGCAUCUGCUUCAGCACAGUUGGAUGAAACUCAUCCUUCCAAGCGAUUAGACCGUAGAGAAUCUUUUUCAAGUAUGGAUGGAAUCACUGAUCCUCAUUUGCCAGACACACAUCGUCGUGGCUCACAGGGAAGCAAUACUUUAGGUGUGGUUCCGCAUAUUCAAUGUAUCGAAGGCACAUCUAAUCCAUCUAGCAAACCCGAUUUACACGAAAGACGUAAUCGAUGGGAUAAUACGACAUCAUCACAUAAUUUAGCUGAUGUACGAAGUGUGCAUCCAUCGUCAUCUUCACGACAACCGAAUACCCCACUGCGUGGUGUUGCAUUGGAAACACGACAUAAUCGGAACAAAUCCAAUGGGUCGGAUGCCUCAGCUACUAACUCGUUGACACGAGAUAUAAACCAACCUCAGACGGGUGUUCAUUGCAGACCUGCAUCUCUUGGGACUUCUGGCAGUGAGAGCAACUCAGUGAAUGCUUUUAUAGAAACCUCGGUUUGCCAAGAUGUUCAAUCAAGCUCAAGAGUGCGUGGAGGACCAACCCGUCAUAAUCCUGCAGCCAUAUCACCAUCUAGAAAAAAGCUAUCUGGAGCAAUCUCGGUAUCAUCCAUCACCUUGCCCUAUGUUGCCUCACCUUUGUUUAGUACUCCUGUCGUGUCAACAAUGCCUACUAUCACAUCUAUUCCAACACACAUUAAUCCAGCACAUUCACAUACCACUCCUUUAACACCACCCGCAUUAGUCUCAUUUAUUUCAGCAUCACGACAGCACGAAAUAGACACCAAACCAUACAGCACAGACGAGAAAGAACAACAUAAUGUAGAUGAGCAACACAAAAUUGAGACGGUUGUUGAGGAGGAGAUUAUUGAUGGUGGCUUCACACAAACUAAUCCGACUCAAGCGUAUUUAUUUCAAAGUGGGUCGAAUGAGCACAAUCAGUCAGACUCGUUACCACAACCAAAAACACAUGUCUCGCAGGACAAUCUUUCCGGAAACUGCCCGUCUUUUGCAAUACCUGUUGGGACAAAGUCCUUGGCACCGAACAGCAGUCCAGAUACGUUUUCACAAAACAACAAACGGCAUAAAGGACCCGAUAUUCUUCCACAACAGCAACCUCACGAUGACUGCAUUGGUCAGAAACACCAACGUGGGAAAUGCGGACCUACAACAUUGUCUGCAUCUGUUCCCUUGUCUGAUGUAUUGUCACAUCGAGGUCCGGUGCGUGUAGGGAUGAGUUGUGAUGUACUGAGUACAACAAGAUCAAGUGCUCCUGUUGUUCCCAAACCUCAGUUUGUUGUUCAGACACAAGCUCCAUGGCGACAUGGAAUAUUAGAUCACGGAGCUCUUGAAACUAAACCUGCAUGUGCUGAUAGAGGUGCUCCUCAUGUUGAGGAUGACUAUGACGAUGAGAGUCCGUUAUCAGAUGUUGCUUUAGAACGGUAUGGUCGUCAUGAGCCUGCUUUUUCACAUCCUAGCGGACCUAGCGAAAUUAUUCCCACAACGACCCAUCUAGAACAAAGCCAGCAUAUAGCAAUUGAUUAUAUGGACAAAUCUGUUGAUAUUGUCAAAGUUAAUUCGCGAAUCAUAGCAUCAUCAGAUGACAACCAAAGCGAUAUGGUUGAACUGAAAGUUAAAAACGAUGAGGCGAAUGUGGAUAUAUUACACACAGCUUGUUCAGUUGAAACUGUUGAUUUUCAAGUAACGAACGGAUCAUUAUCAACACCAGUAGAUACGGCUUUGACAACACAACCGCCUAUACGACGGAAAUUGAAUUGGUUGGAAUUGGUUAUGAAUGAACCCAUGUAGUUGUGUUUUGCGAUG